Colletotrichum fioriniae is the source of this 552-nucleotide messenger RNA. RefSeq lists its product as uncharacterized. Lineage: Eukaryota; Fungi; Ascomycota; Sordariomycetes; Glomerellales; Glomerellaceae. The record is from RefSeq and is a predicted model, not a curated record.
AUGCCCGCCAGCGUUCAACGCGGCUUCUCGCGAUCGCUCAUCCUGGGUGAGGAGACGACCAAUGACAAGGGCACCGUCGCCCGCCUCGGCCUCGGCGCAGAUCUCGGCGACGGCAUGGGCCGCUGCCUCGUCGCGGGCGAGUGGAAUGCCGACAUUUACGAGCCGCUGAAGCGGAGCAGCCUCCGCCCGGAGGAGGACGUGCGGUGCGACAAGAAUAGGAUGUCGGGGAUGUGGACCCCAGAGCAGCCGCUUCGGAGGUAUCUGGAGCGGACUCGGGAGGAUGCUAAUGAUGGUGAGGAGGCUGCCUCCGGGACCGGGAAGGGAAGGGCAGCAGGAGAGAUACGAACGCUGCUCUUCGCCGGGGUGAAUACCGACCAGUGCGUCCUCGGCACGCUGACGGAUGCGUAUAAUGCCGGGUGGGAUUGCAUCUUGAUUGAGGACUGUUGCGGGACCGGGACGCCUGGGGCUCCCGAGGUGUGCCUUUACAAUAUUUCUGGCUCAUACGGGUUCGUCGUCUCGACAGAGACAUUUCUCGCCGGAACAGCCUCGUGA